Caenorhabditis sp. 36 PRJEB53466 is the source of this 3843-nucleotide messenger RNA. NCBI's taxonomy places the organism in Eukaryota, Metazoa, Nematoda, Chromadorea, Rhabditida, Rhabditidae. The record is from the annotation of a GenBank genome assembly.
AUGAGUGAAAUUGGCGAGAGCUUCAGUGAAGAACCGAAAAAAAGCAAUAGAGGAAGAAAAACGAAGAAAAUUAAUAUUCUACCGGAAGUAAGCUUUAAAAAAGGCAUCCGUGGAGAAAAUCGUUCUUAUAUGCAAAACACAAAAGGCGUCUGUCUUUUUUAAGGGUUUCCAUGCGGGCGGGUGAGAGUCCGGGCGAUUCACCGUCACGUCAGAUUGCAACCGGGCGGGGACCACCCGGUAGAGCAAAAAACACCAGCAGGGAAACAAUUUUCUUGACGACUGACCGGUGGAAAGGACCCUUAUUAGAAUAAGCAGACUUGCCCGGUCGGCCCGGGAGGAUGCACCUAAAAAUUCAAAGCGAACUAGAACUUCGAAACGAACAUAAUUUUAUAGACUUAAAAUUUUAUAGACUUAAAAAGGCAAUGUUAUAGCAUAAAAACCUGUUAAAAAAUAGAAAUUGCUGUUUAAAGUCGCAAAAUUUUCACAAAAAUUACGAAAAUUUUCUCAAGAGUGGGCGGAGCCGGGCCGACCGGGCCGGGCCGGGCCGACGAUUUUCUGGCCCGGGAUUUGGCAAGUCUGAGAAUAAGUGAUGUGUCCAGAGGGAAAACAUUUUUAAGCGUGUGAAUCUGGAGAAAACAUGAUCUGUUUCGGAAAAUUUGAACAGCAAUUUUCUGCUGAAAAAAUUGAGAAACAUCGGGGAGCAAUUGCUAAAGUCUGUGCUUUUGGAAUUGAUAAAGUUUACAGACCGGAAUUCUGACUCCAGAAGGCUAUCCGUUCUACCACGUUCAUUGCGUUCUACUCACAGAAGAACAGUAUAAACGAGUUGAAGAAAACGGUAUUCUUUUUUAGAAGCGAAAAAAAUAAUCGCCACGGUCUCCAGCGCUUACAAUGGGCGCAAGUGCGCCCCGCCAAAUAAAGCGACAUUUUGGCGCGAUUGUUCCCAUAUUGUAAGCUCUGGAGACCGUGUAUCCAGAAAAUAUUGUGAAAGGCCUAUAAAAAUUACCUUAGAAAUUAAAUUGCAGGGGUAAAUCUACGCACAAAACGACCGUUCACAUUAGACGAAACUGUGCAAAUAUUCAACAAUUGGAAAGAAUUCGCCGAUGAGCACAAUUUGAAGCGGUACAAAGCGACAGAGUACAUUAGGGCGAAAGUGAAGGACAAAUUCGAGCGAUUACAUCAGACAGAACAUCAUUUUUGGCCUAAAUUAUGUUAGUUUUGCGUUUACAAGAAAACAUUUUUCUAUCAAAACAUUUUAACAUUUAUAGGUAAAGGAUUACCACAUCGAGCCGGCGUUCGUAUCAAACUCCGCGCCGAGAAAAUGAUGACAGACUCGUUUUUGAAAGGUUUUUAAAAAAGUUUCGAAUAAAGAAAACAAUUUCUAGACCUAAACUGGGACGAUCCGGCACCUCAAAUUUCUGCCAGAUAUUUUGCUCAUGAUGGAUAUGACGCGAAAAAGCUUCAAAUUGCACGAAAAUUGGCAGAAAAGGGAUAUUCGUCGGAAUAUAUGGCCGAAUAUCUUGACUUAACGGUGGCCAAAGUGAUUGCGAUUAAGAAUAAACUGAAAACGUUUGACGAUAGAGACGAUCCGAUGUUCCGGAAACAGUUUUUUGGUGAGAUUGAUUCUAUCGGUUUAUCCAUUAAAAUAUUGGAAAAAAUAUAGACACAGCUAUAGCAGCUGCUAAAUAAGCAUUUGCAGCCCCUUUCGUCGCUGCUCUCAUAAAUUUACCUGCUUAGAUCACAAACUACAGUUUUUGGGCGCUUCUCUCGUGAAUUCGGGGCUGCUUACUUUACAAACUACACUUUUGAUCGACUUAAUUUUAAUAUUUUCCUUCUUCCAGAUUGUGCUCUCUCAUGCGGCCUGGAUUCUGAAAAACUUCGCAAUCGUCUUGUAAAGAGAAACGAAGAAAAGUAUAAAAAAGUACAGGGACAAGUUGAUAUCGAAGAAUUGGCAAUGAAAAUGAAAGUUUCGGAGACCAGAAGUGCAACACUUUUAGAGGAACUUCUGGAGAAAAUUUGGAUUUCAUUCCGGAAGAGUGUGGACGAAGGAAAAGGCGAGGAAGAGGCGUUCAAGGAGGCGAUGAAAGUGGUACACUUUCGACACUUUCGUAUAAAAUGAAACAUAUUUUAAAAUAAUUUCAGACUAGUUCAAUGCCAUUUUUGACUUUUGAGCAACAAGUCAAAGCUCUCGAGAUCUUCUGUCUUCACAUGGAUAAAGCGGAUACCAGCCUUACUUUGGCAAAAACAGAGGAAUUCACACAAAUGUGAGGAAAUUUGCGAUUCGCGACUUAAAAAACAUUAAUUACAGAUUACAUAUUCACAAAAUAACCGGAUUCUCUUGUAACAUGCCUGAACAGCAGUAUUUGCAUAAAAGGAUCUGUAAAAAUUUAAUGAUACCGUGAGUUUUUCUCUCAGUGUCUUUUUUUGAGCAAAAAAUAGUUCUCAGAUUGGAAGAUAAUCUUUUCCAACAUUUGCGUCGUAAUUUCCCUUUUCGACUCAAACUUCACUGCCUCUUGUGGAGCUGGAAGAAAUACGAUGAAUGGGAAACGUUGCCAGUCGGAACAGGUUUGAAUAUCUUUUUUGAAACCAAAUGAAUUAUUUUGCAGACGAGACCCGCUAUGAGGCAGUGCUCCGCUCCGAGCUCUCUAAUCCUUUGGCGACGAAACUUACGAAGAAAUUUUUGAAAGAUAAACUGGUUGCCGAAUGGAUUAUGGUACAUUUUUGUUGUUUAAAAACUGAGUUGAAUAGAACGAGAGCAGCGCAUAGACGUGUAAUUUGUAGUGUAAACAGCCCUGAAUUCACGAGAGCAGCGGCCAGAAAGUGUAGUUUGUAGUGUGAAUAGCUCUAAAUUCACGAGAGCAGCGCCCGAAAUGUUUAGUUUGUAGUCUAAGCAGCCCUGAAUUCACGAGAGCAGCGCCCAGAGAGUGUAAUUUGUAGUGUAAAUAGCCCUGAAUUCACGAGAGCAGCACCCAAAUAGUGUAGUUUGUUUUACAGGAGCCGCGCCCAACAAAAACAUGGCGUAACAAACCGCACCUUCGAGUUGAGGCCGGUUACGAAGCGUUCAUUCUUUACGCUCAUCAGAGGUCGUUCAAAUUCCCGCAGAAACUGCAUCAUCUCACUCCGAAUCCUCCAGGAGCUGUUCGGAAAAUUCUGGAAGAAGAAUCGGACGAUUCAGAAUAUUUGACGGCGAAAGAAGUAAAAGAAGCGGUGAAAUCGGCGACAGAAAGUGCGUUGGGCGUGAAAGUGAAAACGAAAUUGUGCGUGAUGAAAGACGAGCAGGCUGGAUGCUCCGACGAAGAUUCCGAAGGUCCAGACGACGUGGAUAAGAUUCUGAAGCAUGCACGUCAUCUGAAAAAGAAGUGGAAACAAAAAGAACGCCUGGAAAUCGACGAAAUUGUGCAGAACGCGGAUCCGUCGGGACUCCGCAAAAAAUUCCAGAAAAAAGAUGUAGAAGAAGAUGAGAAUGCGGAAAAUUUGAAAGUUUCGAAAAAGUUGCUGAAAGAAAAAAAGGCGAUGGAGAAAGCGGCGAAAGCAAAGAAGAAAGCGGAAAGUAAAUCGACAAAGCUGAGAAUUACUUCUAAAGAGUUUGUGACGACUUCUGACGACGAUUCUGAUGAGGAAGAAGGUUCGGAAGUUGUUCAUGCCCGAAAGGAAAUAAAAAUGAAAGAACCGAACGCACGAGAAGACGUUCCGAUAACGGUUGAGGUGAAAGAGUCGAGAAAACGACGGACCAGUGAUGUUGUGGAUUCCGAAGAAGUUCCGAGCACUUCAAAAACGAAAAAAAUCGAAAAAACGUCAAUCAAACUUCGAACUCGAGCAAAUAAUGAAAAAAGAGAUGAAAAUUAA